Molecule: messenger RNA, 3310 nt
Organism: Psammomys obesus (fat sand rat)
Lineage: Eukaryota; Metazoa; Chordata; Mammalia; Rodentia; Muridae
Gene: Timm29
Product: translocase of inner mitochondrial membrane 29
Exons: 2
Coding region: 80-880 (266 amino acids)
Biological process (GO): protein insertion into mitochondrial inner membrane
Cellular component (GO): TIM22 mitochondrial import inner membrane insertion complex
Source: RefSeq, a predicted model, not a curated record
GAAACACUUCCGGUGUCUUCUGGCCCUUUUCAUUCCGACGCUACUCAUUUCCACUCGGUCAAGGGACCGCAGGAAGAGGAUGGCGACGGCGGCUCUUAAGAGAUUCUGGUCCCGAGGACGCAGUGAAGCCGGAGGAGACGCGGGUGGUACGGCGACGGUCGCGGCAAAGCCAGGGGUGUGGGCGCGACUGGGCACCUGGGCCCGCGCGCUGCUUCGGGAUUACGCCGAGGCGUGCGGGGACGCGGCUGCUGCGGCGCGAGCGCGACCGGGCCGCGCGGCUGUGUACGUGGGGCUGCUGGGCGGCGCGGCUGCGUGCUGCGCGCUGGCGCCCAGCGAGGGCGCCUUCGAGGAGGCCUUGCUCGACGCGUCGGGGUCUCUGUUGCUGCUGGCGCCGGCCACGCGCAACCGCCACUCUGAAGCGUUCUUGCAGCGCUUGCUGUGGCUGAGGGGCCGCGGGCGGCUGCGCCACGUGAACCUGGGGUUCUGCUCGCUAGUUUAUGAGGCGCCCUUCGACGCCCAGGCCAGCCUCUACCAGGCCCGCUGCCGCUACCUACAGCCACGCUGGGUCGACUUCCCCGGCCGGGUCCUCGAUGUGGGUUUCGUGGGCCGCUGGUGGAUCCUGGAGAACCGCAUGCAUGAUUGCGACAUCAACGACGACGAGUUUCUCCACCUGCCUGCGCACCUCCGUGUCGUCGGGCCCCACCAGCUGCACUCCGAGGCCAAUGAGAGGCUAUUCGAUGAGAAGUACAAGCCGGUCGUGCUCACCGAUGAUCAAGUGGACCAGGCGCUGUGGGAGGAGCAGGUGUUGCAGAAGGAGAAAAAGGAUAGACUAGCGCUGAGCGAGGCCGAUUCACUGGUGCAGCCCGAGGUUUCCAGAUGAAACCCCAAGGAGCUCCUGGGUCUCCAGGCUCAGGCAUACUGUUGGCCACAGUUAGUGGAAUGGGUGGAGAUAAACGACCCUCUGUGCGAUUUAUUAUUAUAUUUUUUUUUUUGGCGGGGGGGAGCCCCGUUCUGUCUGACCAGUUUGGCGAAGCUAACUGGGAGCCUUACUUGGAGAUGGGAAGAGCUGAAUGACUUCCCCCAAAUGUGGGGAAGAGCUGGAGCAUUUGGCUUUGUUAUGCUUACCACCGCCACCGCCAGAACUAAAAGUAAGGAACCUGUACUGCGUGGCCCGUUGUAGCUGAGAAUGUACUUCGAGGGUAGAGCACUUUCCUAGCAUGCCUGGCCUUGGAGGAGGCAUUGCUCAAUGCAUCAUGCUGCGUUUCUGUGAAAACAGAACGCAAAUGAGCGGUUUUAGUUGUGUUUAUAUGGUUUGCUUUUUGAGAAUAGGACUCCCAUAUGCCCAGGCUGGCCCCGGCUCCAUCUGCAUCAGCUCCAGUGCACCACAGUGUGCCCUGCCCAUGCAUAAGUCAUGUUCAAGAGGCUACGAAGAUGACCCGAUUGCCAGUUACUCUCCAGAUCCUAAGACCGUUCACUUUGAGUGUGUGUGUGUGAAUUUUUUGAGGAAGGUCUGGCUGCUAGUCUAGAAUUCAUGAGCAAAGAUGAUUUUUCCAGGAGCAGGAAGGAUGGCUCAACAUUUAAGAGUACUGACUGUUCUUCCGCUCCUAGAGAACCCUGAUUGAAAUCUCAGCAGCCGCAUAUCACAAUCAGUCAUCUGUGGCUCCAGGGAAUCUCUUGCUCUUCUGGGUUCCUCUGGUACUAGGCAGGUACUUGCACAAACAUCAUACAUGUGCACACGUUUUAAAAAAAUGAUCCUCCCAAAUGACCUUCCAAUAUUGGGACUACAACCAUGUGCCAACCUGCCUAACCUCAGAGGUUUCUUUUUCAAUUGGAGCUCAGAUGUAUGUGUUUGGGGUUUUUUUGUUUGUUGUGUUUUUUGGUUGGUUGGUUGGUUUUGAGACAGGGUCUUACUAUGUUACAGUGGUGUGCCUGGAACUGGCUAUGAAGAACAGUCUGGCCUCAAACUCACAGAGAUCUGUCUGCUUCUCAAUUUUUUUCUUUUUCAUUUUUCAGGAGAGGGUUUCUCUGUGUAGCGCUGAUUAUUCUGGAACUCUCUUUGUAGAUCAAGCUGGCCUUGCCUCAGCCUCCUGAGUGCUGGGAUUAAAGGCGUGCCUCACCACACCAGGCUGCCUCUCAAAUUUUGAAAUUUUUGGGGUUUGUUUUGGUUUGUUUCUAGAAGUGGUCUCACAGCCCAGACCAGCCUCAAACUCACUAUGUAGCAAAGGAUGGCUGAAUGAUCCCCUUUUUUGCACUUCCCAAAUGGCCAUGCAUUGUUUCUGUUGUAUGAAUUGUUAUUGGUAGGCUUUUGUUUAGUGGUAGGCAUUAACUCCAGGAUCUUGUACAUAUUAGGUAAGCACUGUACUUGGGGGUUUUUGUUUUCUUUUGUUUGGUAGUCUCCUUAUGUAGUCUCUGUGGACCUUUGACCUAUCUUGUGUUAGCUAGUAACAUUUUGUAUAACUAUUAGUGCAGAGGAUAGGUUCAGAGGCUAACAGAUUUUUAGUGUAUGUAUGUAUGGCAGCAAUUGCAAGCAAGGUGGGAGGCUGGAACAUGUUCUGUCCCAAAGCUUACAUGCAGUCAUAUGUUAUGAUACUGCAGGGAUCCUGGAAAUAGUUCUGUGGAAAGGACCAGGGUCGGGCACACAGGUUGGAUCAGGCAAGGUUCUGGUAAUUACCUUUCAAACUAAAAUAUUAGGAGAACAAGACCACCUAUGUCGGCUGGCCUGUGGCUGGUCACUAAGAGCAGGAGAUCAGUCAUCUUUGUCGUGGGUUUGUUUAUGGUGCCAGGCUUCAGCAGACUGAGCUGCCCCCAGUCCUGGUGGUGGGUGUUUGUGUGUAUGUUGCCUCUUUCAUUAUCAAAUGUACUGAAAGUGUGACAGGUUUUUUUAUUUGGCUGGUUUUUUGAGACAGGGUUUCUCUUUGGGGACCUUUCUGUCCUAGAAGUCAAGAGAGCCCCUAUCUUUGCUCCCUGAGUGGUAGGAUUAAAGGUGUGUGCCACCACCUCUGGCGUUUGUUAAAUCCACAUCUUCUGAUCAGAUGAUGAUGAUGAUGUCAAUCCACAUCUUGAGGACUGCUGAGGUGGCUCAGCAGCAGGUGAAGGCACAUUCAGCCAAGCUGAACCGCCUUGGUUCAUGCCCUGGAACUUACUUGGUAGAAAGAGAGAACUAAGUCCUCCAAGUUGUGACCUCCACGUACACAAAAUAAGUUAAAAUGUAAUGAGAUUUCUAAAAAAUCCACAUCUUCAAAUUUUAAAUGUUCUAAUUAGUGUGUAUUAAUGAUACAUACAUGAGAUUCAUUAAAGCAUUUCCUUAUGU